GACAGUAAAAAAACAUAAAUUAUUCAAACGCUUCAAAACCUUCUAGGUUUGACGUAUUUAACCUUAAUUCACCGCUUCACAAUUUGUCAGGCAUAAUAUUAAUACAGUGCAUACUGCUUGUAGUAUGUAUAAUGUAUUAAUCUUAUUAAAGUUUUAUUUCAGUAAAUUUAAGUGUUUUUAUAUUGCAGCACUAUAUUGCUCCUACUUAAGAUUUCAUUGAAAGUUCAUUGCAUUGUUAAUGCGUUUCAACACCUAUAGGUUGGCUAAAGUUUUUUCUUUUACUUUUUGUCGUUUCUUUUUAUCGUAUAUGGUGUUUUGGUUUUGGUGUUGUGAUGGACUUUGAGUCGACAAUUUUUAAUUCGAAGAUUUAAAGAACAAUACUUCUUGAGUUUGCUAUACGUUGCGCAAUAAUUUAUUUAAUGCGUGUAAGUGUUCUGAUCAGUAAAAUGGUAGGAAUAGUAAUUCAUAUUUGAACGCAGCAAUUUUUAUGUGGGCCAUUCAGCAUAUAGUACAUCCUUAUGCUGCAAAAAUCUACCAAACAAGUUAUUGUAAAAUCUUUUCGAAUCUACAGUCAUAGCAUGAUUAGUAGUAUUAGGUAACUGAGUGAAGAAUUAUGCUUAACGAAUUUUAGUGCAAACAUUGUAAGUAACUAGCCUGUAUGGGAACCUCAACGUCAAGGAGAAUGGAAGAAAGUGAUUCAAGAUCACGGUCGGAAGAUAGUUCUGAUGUAGACUCGGAUCUUACGACUUUACUUCAGUACUUGAUUAGGAGUGGGCAAGUACAUAUCAUUUCAUCAGAUAAUGAAGAUAGCGAAGACGAAUUUAUGGCUGCCGCCAGCCCUCCGCGGACGGAAGUGAAGCCAAAUACAGAAAACCUCGAUGAAAGUGAAAUAAGCCUCGUCACAAAGCAGUCAUGUGGGUUGAUUCAUCCCACAGGAAACAAAAGACCAUCGUCGGUCACCGGAAUGUUAAAAGCGAGAGAAAAUGGAAUGUUUGGUUGCAACCAGUUCACGCAAGGGGAUUGCUGUCGAAUUUCCAAUUGGUACCUUCCAAACUCAAUGUCGGUGGUGGCGAGAUAUCGCACGAAAGCCUUUUGUGGGAUAUACUCGAAAAAUGGUGACCAUUUCGUGAGCGCUUCUCAAGAUCGUAAUCUUCGGGUGUACUCGACACGCGGGAGUCAGUUCAAACUACUUAAAGUCAUCCAGGCUCGCGAUGUUGGGUGGAGCAUAUUGGACACUGCCCUCAGUCCGGAUGGGAACUACAUCGUGUACUCCAGCUGGUCGGAAAGCCUUCACCUGUGCAAGGUGUUCAGCGACUCUGACAGCCAGGACGUCCUGUCGCUGUGCCCCGACGACCGGCGCUUCUGCAUCUUCGCGCUGCUCUUCUCGUCGGACGGCCACGAGAUUCUGGGCGGCGCGAACGACGGCUAUCUGUACGUGUACGACCUGGAGUGCAACCAGAGAACACUAAGGAUAGAAGGCCAUGAUGACGAUGUGAAUAGUGUUGCAUUCGCAGACAACACAUCACAGAUAUUCUAUAGCGGAGGAGAUGAUGGUUUGUGCAAGGUCUGGGACAGGCGGACGCUGAACGAGAGCCUGCCGAACCCUGUGGGGGUGCUGGCCGGCCACAUGGACGGCAUCACGUACAUCGACCCGCGGGGGGACAGCCGCCACCUGAUAACCAACUCCAAGGACCAGACGAUCAAGCUGUGGGACGUGCGGGUGUUCUCCGGCAAGGGCGGCCAGGACAGCACCCGCAAGGCUGUGGCCGACCAGAACUGGGACUACCGCUGGCAGAAGGUCCCCAGGAAACUAGCCAAUUGCAAGAAAAAUUUGGACGGCGACACAUCAAUCAUGACGUACAGAGGACACAAAGUCCUUCAGACACUGGUGAGGUGUCACUUUUCUCCCGAGUUCACGACUGGCCAGCGCUUCAUCUACACGGGCUGUGCGUCCGGCAGAGUUGUCAUUUACGAUGUUCUCACCGGUGAGCCCUGUGGUAAAUUGUCUGGCCAUCACGCAUGCGUCCGAGACGUUUCUUGGCAUCCGUACAAACAAGAGAUAAUUAGCACAUCGUGGGACACAACGCACGGCAGAUGGACCUACUCGGGGGAGGCGUCGGAGGACGCGAAGGGCGAGGACGACGGCUCGUUGCCGUCGACGACGCCGCGCCGCAGCGAGAGGAUAGCCCAGCUCCAGCAGCGGCAGCAGAGGUCGCAGGACUGCGCCGACAAGUUCACAAGCACCACGUCGUGCUGACCGUGAACCGCCCGGGUGCUUGGCCGGCGACCACCACUCGGACUACACCUGCACCUUUUUCUUUCUUUCCCCCCUGGGCUGCAUUGUACGAGUGACCGCUUGCCGUUGUUUUUUUUUUUUUUGAUUGUGUGACUUGUGUGUGUCUGGACGUGAAUUAUUAUAUGAAUACUUUUCCUUUGAUGAGGUUUGGAGCGAACGCAUCGAGUUUUUAAACGGUUAAUGCCAGUGUUAUUUAUAUCUCAUUGUGAUAUCUCGAAGAGAAUUAUAUAACUUUUUGGUGUCUUGGUUAUAAAUGCAAAGUAUCUUGUAGAUUGUGUUUUUUUAUUUUUAAGGCCAUGAAAUUGUGAUGAAUUCA
This is a messenger RNA of Bacillus rossius redtenbacheri, 2612 nucleotides long. Its product is annotated as DDB1- and CUL4-associated factor 11. The record is from RefSeq and is a predicted model, not a curated record. Lineage: Eukaryota; Metazoa; Arthropoda; Insecta; Phasmatodea; Bacillidae. Bases 659 to 2257 code for a protein of 532 amino acids. Gene Ontology annotation, molecular function: protein binding. The transcript has 11 exons. Gene Ontology annotation, cellular component: Cul4-RING E3 ubiquitin ligase complex. Gene Ontology annotation, biological process: proteasome-mediated ubiquitin-dependent protein catabolic process.